Molecule: messenger RNA, 765 nt
Organism: Aspergillus wentii DTO 134E9
Lineage: Eukaryota; Fungi; Ascomycota; Eurotiomycetes; Eurotiales; Aspergillaceae
Product: glutathione S-transferase family protein
Exons: 3
Coding region: 1-765 (254 amino acids)
Source: RefSeq, a predicted model, not a curated record
AUGAGCGGCGCAAAUCGACCCGAUAUCACCCUGUAUACUGCGCAAACUCCCAAUGGAAUCAAGAUCUCCAUUGCGCUGGAGGAACUUGGGCUCCCGUACAAGGUCGAGAAGAUUGAUAUCAGCAAGAAUACCCAGAAGGAAGACUGGUUCCUCAAAAUCAACCCCAACGGCCGCAUCCCCGCAUUGACCGACACCUUCUCAGACGGCCAGAGUAUCCGUCUGUUCGAAUCUGGUGGCAUCCUCCAAUACCUAGUCGAACAAUAUGACCCGGAGCACAAGAUCUCCUUCCCCACAGGAACCCGCGAGCACUACGAGAUGAACAACUGGCUCUUCUUCCAGAACGCUGGUGUCGGUCCCAUGCAAGGCCAAGCGAACCAUUUCUCGCGAUAUGCGCCCGAACGCAUCGAAUACGGCGUUAACCGAUACGUCAACGAGACAAGACGGUUGUACAGCGUCCUCGAUGCGCACCUAGCUGCCUCCAAGUCCGGGUACUUGGUUGGAGACCACAUUUCCAUUGCGGAUAUCUCGCACUGGGGGUGGGUUGCUGCGGCCGGAUGGGCUGGCGUGGAUAUCGAUGAGUUCCCGCAUUUGAAGGCCUGGGAGGAUCGGAUGGCUGCCAGAGAUGGGGUGGAGAAGGGAAGACAUGUUCCUUCGCGCCAUACCAUUAAGGAUCUUUUGAAGGAUAAGGCGCAGGUGGACAAACAUGCUGCUGAGUCGAGAGCUUGGAUUCAGCAGGGCAUGAAGGAGGAUUCUAAGAAGUUGUAA